AUGGCAUCGUCGCAAAUCGCCGUGGCUCAUUCGCGGAUCUCUUGUCAUGCGUGUCGCCAUGGUAAAAGGCGAUGCGAUCGAGUCCUUCCGACAUGCGAGUUAUGUUUGCGCAAAGAAAUUCGCUGUAGCUAUCCAAAGCUGCCAGCCAAGCGCUCUUAUACACCGGAGAUAGUUUGGGACGACUCGUCAUCGGUAGCGGACGACCCUCACCCGCAGCAAUGGGACCAAUUGCCGGAUCUGGAGUCUACCUUUGAGACAGCAAGGGCUGUUCGGUUUCUGGCGCCCAAGCUAUUUCGCGACAUCAAGCUAGAUAUUCCUCCUACUUGUGUUUCUCUCCCCAAUGACGUUGCGGUCCAUGUCGGAGACACUCAGCAAAUCCGCGACAUAGCGGCAGUGUUGUUCUCGCACGAUGCUUCGUGGCUACCAAUAGUGUGCCGGAAUCACUUUUUCAAUGCUUCACUGAACCCAUUAUCUCCCCGACGAGCGGAAAGUACACUGUUGGCCUUGUGUAUGAAGCUGUAUUGCACAACUGGGGUCCAUGAUGGUGGCAGUCAAAAGACAGCGCUUUACAGGACGUCAAAGCGGUACCUUUCUGAGAUAGAGGCAACUGGCCUCAUGUCGCUGCAAGUCCUCCAAGCAGCAAUUUUUAUUGCUCUAUAUGAGAUUGGAAAUGCGAUCUACCCGGCUGCUUACCUGACCGUUGGAGCUUGUGCCAGAUACGGCAUUGCUUUGGGCUUGGAUAAACUCAUGACGGACAACAGCGACUUCGACAGAUCGUGGAUGGAGAUAGAGGAGAAAAGAAGAAGUUGGUGGGCAGUGUUGGCACUAGACCGCUUCUUAAACUUCGGUGACCCCUCAAGGCGUCUAGCUACAGGCGAUCCAGAGAUCAAUUAUCAUCUUCCCGUAGACGAUCAAUCCUUCUUCGAAGGUGACGUAAUGCCGCCUAAUGCUAUACCCAUCUCUGCGGCAUUUCAUCUCAAGACUGGCAGUUUUGCUCGCCUAGCUCAAGCAACAUACUUGACAAGUCAAGCUCUUCGACUUGCAGCGGCUAUCGAGACAUCUAGUACAGAGAAUUUUGUCUGUCUCGUGGAAGACACGGAGCAAUUGCGGCGUACGCUCGAAGCUCAAGUUAAUGCUGCGGAACAAGAGCAUGCAACUCGCAGAUUAUCAUUUUGCUGCCAGACUAUGUUUUCCUAUUGGUGA
Messenger RNA from Trichoderma atroviride IMI 206040, 1203 nucleotides. The record is from RefSeq and is a predicted model, not a curated record. Lineage: Eukaryota; Fungi; Ascomycota; Sordariomycetes; Hypocreales; Hypocreaceae.